UACAAAAAAAAAAAAAAAAGAAAAAAGAAAAAAAGAAAAAGAAAAGAAAAAAGCCCCCAUCUUGCACGGAUUCUUGGGUCAAGCUAUUCAUUCCUUCUCCGUCCUACGCCUAAACUCCAUGGCUAUCUCAUCUAUUCCUUAAUCCUAAAUCCCCCACCCAUUUUCUUCGUCAAUAGAAAAAUAAUUACCUCACUGCCGUUCCAUCCCAUCUCUCAACCCGCAUCUGAUCCAUACCUCCCGCUCGCUCUUAUAUAACGCGUGCUUUCGCCACAAAAAAGAAGCUUGCUCGUGAUGGCAGGAGGGCCGCCCUACACAGUUCACUCUCCUACCCAGCAACCUCGCUACGCAAACUACUCUCCCUCUUCUUCGAGAGACAGGUCCUCCUAUCCCAACAAUGACCCCUACCAACCCCCUCCUCAUACACCCCCCGCGUACCCCCCAUCCUCCAUGGCCCGGAGCCCGCACUUUGCCCACCCCCCUUCUCCAAGGAUGAAUACCACUCUCCCGCCCUUAAACGGGUCUGUGUCCCAUCCCGACACCUCCCCGUCAUAUCACGCCCACUCUACAUCCGCGACCCCUCAGUUCCCCCUACAUCGUCCGUACGGGAACUCCCACAUGGCCUCGUCGGCCCACUCUCCGCCUCCAAGCCUCUAUAGCCAACAGGCUUCCUCCUCCUCCUCCCACCCUCACCCUCACCCGCAUGGGGGCACGGAAUCAAUGACGCGAUCGCCAAAGCGUGAACACGAGCCUAUUCAUGAUAUGAGGCCGAAUAACAUGGGAUAUUCGUCCCAGUCGCCUAUGAUGCGGGAUACUAGGCCCGCUUCCCCGAAGGAAUCCAAACCAGCUAGGACGGACCCCAUGUCAUUUGCAAGCAUCCUUUCAGGUCCAACUGAGGAACGGCCCCCGCGGAAGAGUACUCCCCCACCCCAGGUCAGCAAGGUGAAUGAACGCCCAGCAGUCGCCCCAGCCCCCAAAGUCGAAAAGCCCAAGCAGUCCGGUUCGGAAAGACGGCGACACCCGGUUCACUUGGAACCUUCCUACAACGAUAUUUCAACCCGCCCAUCCACCAACGGCGUAUCCGCAACAAAAUCCGCCGCCCCCACAAAUUCAAGGUCGAAGAAGUCCAUAGCUGAGCGCGAGAGCGAUAAGAUCGCUAAAGCGAUAGACCGGAUCGAUUCCAUGGACAAGAGUGAGCUGGACGCUCCCGGAUUUGAACAUGAGUGGGCGCGUUACAUCCGCAAAGGAAAGAAACGUGCUCGUGAAGUGGAGGCCGUCGAAGCACGGAAACGUAGGCGACGUCAAACCGAAUUCCUGGAGACCCUAGCCAAAGUUUUCGAGAAACAAGUACUAAAUGGGGCUGAACGGUUUAACCGCCAUCAUGAGGCCGCUGUUCAAUCCGAAGUGCAACAGAAAGAGCUCCAGGAUGAAAAGGAGCGGAAGAAGGACAUGCAAAGAAAACGGCGUCGCGAGAACACUGUCCGCCUUGAGAUGCAGAAGAUGGACGAAGCUCGCCAGAAAGCCAACAAAGCGGAAGAUGCUGCGGAGAAAGAGCGCCUAAUGCGCGAGGUUGAAAAAUCUCGCAAGAAAAUCAAGAGUACGAAACGUGCCUUGGAGCGAGGCAACGAACCUGAGGAAAUCAGUGAAGUGACCCCGAUGGCUCCAAACCUCGAAGGCGGCACGACGAGCACUUUCCAUGUCGCUUCGAAAUCCCCCCCGCCAAAGAGGAAACCUGGAAAGUCCGGAUCUUCCGCUCGGCUGAAAAAAUCGAAGGAAAAGAAGCAAGCCGAAAAGGAUGCUGCUGAAGCUGCCUAUGCUGCCAUGGAGAAAGAUGACGAACUCGUUCCUCUUGCCCCCAAGGAGGAUCCGAAGAAGGAAGCGUUGAAGAAAGAAGGCAAAGGUGCCCGCUCCAAGGAAACGACUCCGGCACCGCCCACGACGCCAUUCGAGUCCAAAGCUUAUAACGGGCUAUAUGAGUCAAUCUGGAGAGAGAUUGCUCGAAAAGAUGUACCCAAAGUUUAUCGUAUCAAGGUUACUUCGUUGAGCACUCGCCAGGAGAAUCUCCGUAAGACGGCCCAGCUGGCUAGCAAACAGGCUCGCAAAUGGCAAGAACGUACCAACAAGAGUAUGAAGGACACUCAAGCUCGGGCGAAGAGAACUAUGCGGGAGAUGAUGUCAUUUUGGAAACGGAAUGAGCGUGAGGAGCGUGAUCUGCGUCGCAUGGCUGAGAGACAAGAGCUGGAACUGGCCAAGAAGGCAGAAGCUGAUCGCGAGGCUAUCCGCCAAAAACGAAAGCUGAACUUCUUGAUUUCCCAGACCGAGCUAUAUUCUCAUUUCAUAGGCCGAAAGAUCAAAACAAGUCAAGCGGAGCACACAGAUGACAUCGCUGGUGCCGAUGCUACUGCUGCUGCUAUAACCCCUAAAAUUGAUAUCCCUCUUCCUGGAAACGAUAUGAAUGCGGCACCAAAAGUCACCAGUUUCGAAGACCUCGAUUUCGAUGCAGAGGAUGAAACUGUAUUGCAACAAGCAGCGAUGGCUAAUGCUCAGAACGCCAUCCAACAGGCCCAAGACCGGGCUCGGGCUUUCAACAACGAAGAAAACAAGAUGGCUGCCUUCGAUGAAGGGGAAAUGAACUUCCAGAACCCUACAAGUCUUGGUGAUGUUGAAGUUUCCCAGCCCAAGAUGCUUACUGCCCAACUGAAGGAAUAUCAGUUAAAGGGUUUGAACUGGCUCUUCAAUCUCUACGAGCAGGGCAUCAACGGUAUUCUUGCAGAUGAGAUGGGUCUAGGUAAAACUGUGCAAUCCAUCUCAGUCAUGGCUUAUCUUGCCGAAGUACAUAAUAUCUGGGGCCCGUUCCUCGUUAUCGCUCCCGCCUCGACGCUUCAUAACUGGCAGCAGGAAAUUUCACGAUUCGUCCCCAACAUCAAAGUCCUACCGUAUUGGGGUUCCGCCAAGGAUCGAAAAGUUCUACGAAAAUUUUGGGAUCGCAAACAUAUUACAUACACAAAAGAGUCUGAGUUUCACGUUUUGGUAACAUCCUACCAGUUGGUUGUGCUGGAUGCGCAAUAUUUCCAAAAGGUGAAAUGGCAGUAUAUGAUUCUCGACGAAGCCCAGGCUAUCAAAUCUUCGCAGAGUUCGCGGUGGAAAAACCUUCUUGGUUUCCACUGCCGCAACCGGCUUCUGCUCACUGGUACUCCUAUACAGAAUAACAUGCAGGAAUUGUGGGCUUUGCUCCAUUUCAUUAUGCCGACACUUUUUGAUUCUCACGACGAGUUUAGCGAGUGGUUUUCCAAGGACAUUGAGAGCCAUGCCCAGAGUAAUACGAAAUUGAACGAGGAUCAGUUGAAGCGAUUGCACAUGAUUCUAAAGCCGUUUAUGCUCCGUCGUAUUAAGAAGCACGUCCAAAAGGAACUUGGCGAUAAGGUGGAAAAGGAUGUUUUCUGUGACCUUACUUACCGCCAACGCGCAUAUUACACUAACCUUCGGAAUCGUGUCAGCAUUAUGGACCUUAUCGAGAAGGCUGCUAUUGGAGAUGAUUCGGAUAGCACAACAUUGAUGAACUUGGUUAUGCAAUUCCGGAAGGUCUGUAACCACCCGGAUCUAUUUGAGCGGGCCGAGACCACUUCCCCAUUCUCUGCAGCCUAUUUCGCGGAAACUGCAUCUUUCCUACGAGAAGGACCGUUUGUCGAUGUUGCAUAUUCAACUCGAAACACUAUUGAAUAUGAUCUACCCCGCCUACUUUGUAGUUCACAUGGACGCCUCGAUGUUGCUGGACCAGGAAAUGACAGGGCUGGAUUCACUGGCAAAUACCUCUCUCACAUGAUCAAUAUCUGGACACCGGAAAAUAUCAGGGAAAGCUUGAAACAAGACCAGGCAUUUUCUUGGCUGCGAUUUGCUGACACUUCCGUUGGCGAGGCUUGUGAACUUUCCCGCAAGGGAGUGUUUGAGCGUGCAAUCAAACGUCGUGGAUAUUCAAACCGUCUUUCCCGCUUCAUGGUCGCUUAUGAUGAUGUGGAAGAUGACGCUUCCUCAGCGGUGCCGGCUCAUAGCCUGUUUAACAUCGUGGAGCGGAGUGAUCGUCGGGCGUUGGCGGAAAUUACUCGGGAAGGUCGUAUGAAUGAGUUGCUGAAUAUUUCCAGCAAUACAUUUGAGAAUGAAGGGUUGGAUCAAAUCGAGCCGUGUGGUAAGCCUGGAGCGUCAGCGCCGCCAAUCACCAUCUCGUGCUCUAACCAGUUCGCCAACUUCGAAAUCCGAGACACCUUGUUCAACAGUUCCGUGAAGCACGCCCUAUUUGGAACAACGACACGGGCCAUGGAUGCUGAGAUUCUGGAGAAGAAGCUGGAUCCAGCUCAAUUCAGGCUCACACCAAUGCUUCCCCAACCGUUAUCAGCUAAGGGGCGGUAUACCAAUAUCUCGGUGCCGUCAAUGAGGCGGUUUGUGACAGAUUCUGGUAAACUAGCUAAACUGGACGAACUCCUUCACGAACUCAAAGCUGGUGGCCACCGUGUCCUUCUCUACUUCCAAAUGACCCGCAUGAUAGACCUGAUGGAAGAAUACCUAACCUACCGCAACUACAAAUACUGCCGACUAGACGGCAGCACCAAGCUCGAAGACCGCCGCGACACAGUCCUGGACUUCCAACAACGGCCCGAAAUAUUCGUAUUCCUCCUCUCCACCCGCGCGGGCGGUCUGGGCAUCAACCUCACAGCCGCCGACACCGUCAUCUUCUACGACUCCGACUGGAACCCGACCAUCGACUCGCAGGCGAUGGACCGAGCCCACCGGCUCGGCCAAACCAAGCAAGUCACUGUCUACCGCCUCAUCACCCGCGGGACCAUCGAAGAGCGCAUCCGCAAGCGCGCGCUGCAGAAGGAAGAAGUGCAGCGUGUGGUCAUCUCUGGCGGCUCCGGUGCGGGUGUUGACUUUAACACGCGGAGCCGCGAGAAUCGCACGAAGGAUAUUGCCAUGUGGCUUGCGGAUGAUAACCAGGCGGAGAUGAUUGAACAGCUGGAGAAGGAGGCAAUGGAUAAAGCGGAGGAGAUGGGGACGACGGGGAAGAAGGGCGGUGGAAGAAAAGGUGCUGCUGCCGCUGCCGCUGGUGGGAAGAGGAAGAGGGAUGUCACAUUGGAUGAUAUGUAUCAUGAAGGUGAGGGACAUUUCGAAGACGCCAGCGCAAAACCAUCCGGUGCUGCUACGCCCGUGUCUGCGGGGGAUAAUAAUAAUAACACUACAUCAUUCACCGCCGGCUCUAAAUCUAGACGCGGCGGUCGUGGUGGUGGAAGUGGAGGUGCCGGCCGGUCGAAGAAAGCGAAGACAACCAAGGAGAGACUGCGGUUGAUUGAUGGGGAUGAUUGAUUGAUUUUUUUUAUUCUGUUGUGUACAACAACAAGGUACAGGAAAGGAAAGACAAAGUGGGUUGUUUUGUGUUUCUUUUUGGGUUUGUCUAUUUUCUCUCUAGGUAUUAUUUACUUGCUCACUUGUUUGAAUUUUUUUUUUCUUUUUUUUUUACACCUUUAUUUUUAAUAAUAAAGAUAUACGGGAAGAAAAACGGGGAAAAAGCAACAGCUCUGUCUCACGCUGUUCUAUUCUUUCAUUUGUUUCUUCUAUUCUAUUUACAUGUGUAUAUUACUCCAUAGGCUCUUUUUUUCUUUCUUUUUUCUUAUACUCUUCACAUCUGUUCUCUAUUUCUCAUUUCUUUGUUCUUGAGUGCUUCUCCCUCUUCUCCUUAAUCUUUUUCUUGUUUUUCACUUCUUGUUUAGCCUAUCUUGUAUACGUUUCACCCAUCUUAUCUUAUCUUUUGUGUUUGAUUAUUCAUUUAUCUAUUAACUUAACCUCUUCAUUUGUCAAGUAGAGUGAGGGGUUUUCUUAAGAGGUGGUGGUGUCUGUCGGUUGGUUGGUUGGUUGGUUGGUCUGAUUGGUUAUGAUAUGAUAUAACUAUGAUGAUAGUUACAGUACCGUACCUCUCUGAUUUAAAAGUUUGAAAACACCUGUUUUUUACAGUUCAACCUGACACUGUUGUAUUUUUUUUUUUUUCUCUUCUUUUCUUUCCAAAGUGAUAUCUGAUUAUAUAGUUAUAUUAGACUAGCUUUAUUUUUGAAAAUAAACAGCAUUUUGGUUCUUCGUGUGAAUGAAAAAGAAUAAUGAUUUGCUUCUUAACGCACAAUAAAACUAUAUUUAUUAUAUCUAAAAAUACCCG
This is a messenger RNA of Blastomyces dermatitidis ER-3, 6193 nucleotides long. RefSeq names its product DNA helicase INO80. The transcript is spliced from 5 exons. Gene Ontology annotation, biological process: chromatin remodeling; DNA repair; DNA-templated transcription. Lineage: Eukaryota; Fungi; Ascomycota; Eurotiomycetes; Onygenales; Ajellomycetaceae. Gene Ontology annotation, molecular function: DNA binding; ATP hydrolysis activity; histone binding. The coding region runs from base 292 to 5352 and encodes 1686 amino acids. Gene Ontology annotation, cellular component: Ino80 complex; nucleus. The record is from RefSeq and is a predicted model, not a curated record.